GACAAACAUGCAAAAGAUAGCUCCAGCUUCACCUGAACUCACCACUAUCUCCAAACGAAAGAUCUACAGUCAACAUGAGUCUAAGGAUCAAGCAGAACAAAAGAAAUGGCCGCUUUAGCUCCUCGGGAGGCUUCAGCAGCAUGUCCACUGGAUCCUAUCCGAUGCUCAAAGCCAGCACCACCAAUAAUGUGGUCUCCAUUAAACCAGUCACCAUAAACAAGAGCCUCCUUGAUCCUGUGAAGAUGGACAUUGAUCCAGCAAUCCACACACUGCGAACCCAAGAGAAGGAUCAGAUCAAGGGCCUGAAUAACCGCUUUGCAUCAUACAUCCAACAGGUCCAACUGCUGGAGCAACAGAACAAAAUGCUGGAAACCAAAUGGCAGCUGCUCCAGAAACAGACUGCAACUUCCACUGAUACUGACGCCAUGUUCAAAAGCAACAUUGCCAAUCUGCAGAAACAGCUGGAUCUCAUUCUGAACCAGAGACACCUAAUGGAAAUGGAGAAGAAUGCAUUUAUUGAUCAAACAAAAAGUUACCAAUCAAAGUAUGAAGAAGAGAUCAGCAAAAGGGGUGAUGCAGAGAGCCUCUUUGUUAUGACAAAAAGGGAUGUGGAUGCAGCAUACAUGAACAAGACGGAAUUGGAAAACAAAGUGUCUGCUCUUUAUGACGAGCUAAACUUCCUCAGAGCUGUCCAUGAGGCUGAGCUGAGAGAGCUGCAGGGCAGUGUGAAGGAAACCUCUGUGGUGGUAGAAAUGGAUAACUCUCGCGACCUGAACAUGGAUCAAAUUAUAUCCGAGGUUAAGGCGCAGUAUGAGGAAGUCGCUGCCCGCAGUCGAGAAGAAGCAGAAAACUGGUACAAGACAAAGUUUGACGUGAUGGCAGCAGAGGCUAACCAGUAUGACGCUGAGCUGAUUUCCACCAAGGGCGAAAUAGCUGAGUUGCAACGGAUGAUCAGUCGCCUUAAGAAUGAGAUUGAUGUGGUAACAGCACAGCGUGCCACAAUUGAGCUCAAAAUUUCUGAGAUGGAAGAACGUGGACAAGAAACUGUGGCUGAUGCCAAAGACCGUAUCAGGGAGUUGGAGCAAGCUUUGACGGAUACCAAACACGCUAUGGCUAAACAGAUCAGGAAUUACCAGGAACUGAUGAAUACCAAGUUGGCCCUGGACAUUGAAAUUUCCACAUAUAGGAAACUGGUGGAAGGAGAGGAGGACAGAAUUGGACAAAAGACUGUCUUCAACGUCCGCUCUGCACCAAUCAAAACUGUGAAUCCAGCACCAAGCGAACCAAACCUUGAGAGGCGAAAAUCAGGCGCAAUUCUCAUCAAGACAGUAACAACCAAAGACAUCUCAUACACUGAAUAAAGCAGAGAGAAGCCUGCAGUACUGGGACCUGCUGGAUGACCACAGCUUUUACAUUAAUUCCUGUAUGUUGUGUGAAUUACAUGCGUUUUAUGUGUGUUUUGAUCUCAUUUAAAGAAAAGUUCAUCUUGAUGUAAACAUGUCUUUCUUUUUUUGUGGCAUCCUUUAUGAUAAAAAUCCUAAACAAAGAACUUGUAAAAUUUGUCAUAAUUUUAGUGUGUAGAAAGUUAGAUUAGAUUCAGUGUUUCUCCAAGUAUGCUUUGUAGGUGAUGAGUCUGCUGAGUAAUUUUGGACAGCUCUAAAGAAAAAAAUAGUACAAAUUAUUUAGUUUCAAUUUAAGGGCAUAGUAACACUGUGUUUGCCGAGAUUAAAACCAUGUCACUGUUAAGAUAGGUACGGGAUAUCUUUGAAAAUUUUCUAUAAUAAAAACCUCCUAAUCCAA
Cyprinodon tularosa is the source of this 1800-nucleotide messenger RNA. RefSeq names its product keratin, type II cytoskeletal 8-like. The transcript has 9 exons. Gene Ontology annotation, cellular component: keratin filament. Gene Ontology annotation, molecular function: structural constituent of skin epidermis. NCBI's taxonomy places the organism in Eukaryota, Metazoa, Chordata, Actinopteri, Cyprinodontiformes, Cyprinodontidae. Bases 75 to 1361 code for a protein of 428 amino acids. Gene Ontology annotation, biological process: keratinization; intermediate filament organization. The record is from RefSeq and is a predicted model, not a curated record.